AUGCUCUUAUUUACUGGAUUAACAAGAAGAGAAUCUCGACAAAUGAAAGUUACUCCAAUCGAUUCGUCGAUUUAUUACGAUUUGAAAGAUAAGUAUGAUGAUAUGCUUUCAUGUCCAUGUUCAAACGUAACCAUACCUUAUGAAGAUUUUGUAAACAAUCCAAUCACAUUUCAUCCUGUUUGUUCAAGCAUGUUUAUCACUGAGCAAUGGUUUGCAGCAUUGUAUUCAACAGAUGCAAGUAAACAUGGUGUAGCCGAUUUUCGAACAACGGCUAGUCAUCAGGUUAGUUAUUUUCAUUUCGAAUGA
This is a messenger RNA of Adineta steineri, 306 nucleotides long. The record is from the annotation of a GenBank genome assembly. Lineage: Eukaryota; Metazoa; Rotifera; Eurotatoria; Adinetida; Adinetidae.